AUGAACAUCGGGACAACACUACGUCACGUUGUAUGCAUGGCAGCACCACAUCCACCACCUCAUGCGCCACCACAUGCACCACCACCACAACCACCUCCUCACUCUAAUAAAGAUCGCAAAGAUCCGCAUGCUGGUCGUACGUUGGAACUUAAUGGACAUGUCGGAUUGGAUGCUCUACCGCAUCAGCUGGUCAAGAAAGCUGUGGAGGCUGGGUAA
Haemonchus placei is the source of this 216-nucleotide messenger RNA. Lineage: Eukaryota; Metazoa; Nematoda; Chromadorea; Rhabditida; Trichostrongylidae. The record is from the annotation of a GenBank genome assembly.